Messenger RNA from Glossina fuscipes, 1189 nucleotides. RefSeq names its product phosphatidate cytidylyltransferase, mitochondrial. Gene Ontology annotation, biological process: cardiolipin biosynthetic process; CDP-diacylglycerol biosynthetic process. NCBI's taxonomy places the organism in Eukaryota, Metazoa, Arthropoda, Insecta, Diptera, Glossinidae. Gene Ontology annotation, molecular function: phosphatidate cytidylyltransferase activity. The record is from RefSeq and is a predicted model, not a curated record. The transcript has a single exon. Gene Ontology annotation, cellular component: mitochondrion. The coding region runs from base 63 to 1058 and encodes 331 amino acids.
UCCUUUAAAAGUAAAUAUUUAUUAGCUAAUUAAUUGGAAUACUUACGAUAAGUUUAGUAUCGAUGAGUCUCUUUAGAGAUAUUUUAGCACGUUUCCCUCGGGGCGGCCUAGCAUAUGUUUUUGCCUAUGGAUCUGGAGUAAAGCAGCAGUUAGGCUACAAAAAAAUUGACCAACAGAGAGACAAUAUUAUUGAUUUAAUAUUUUGUGUAAAAGAUCCCUUGGGUUGGCAUGCUGAAAACAUUGAACGUCAUGAAAGCCAUUAUUCGGCGUUAAGACAUUUGGGACCUACUUUUAUUAUGAAAUAUCAAGAAUAUUUUGCAGCCAAAGUGUAUUUUAAUACUUUAGUGCCAUUCCCGGAUUUGGGUGUAAAUAUAAAAUACGGUGUAAUAUCAAGGGAGCAUCUGUUACAAGAUUUAUUGGAAUGGAGGUAUUUAUAUAUUGCUGGACGCUUGCAUAAGCCGGUUCGUGAUAUUGUGCCAUUCGAAAGCGAUCAAUUAUUGACGGAUGCAUUAGCAAAUAACUUAAACAUUGCUUUCCAAAUUGCUUUGCUAUUACUACCCGAAAAGUUUACAGCAUUUGAUUUGUUUUGUGCCAUAUCAAAUCUGAGUUAUAAAGGAGAUUUUCGUAUGAUUUUCGGUGAGAAUAAAAAUAAAGUACGAAACAUAGUAAAAGCUCAGUUACCAGAGUUUUUCAAAUUAUAUGAACCAGCCAUGAAGUCCUUAAGUCAAUAUGUGGCCAUGAAAUUUAAAACCAAAACUCGGAACGUAGAAUAUUUUGAACAAGAUAAGUCACCAAGUGUAAACGAACAUCAUUUGCGGUAUGCUCCGUCAGAGUUACGUAAACGUUUGCUAAAAAAUGCUGCUUUCAAAGGCACGUACGCAGAAGUUAUUGUCCAUUUAGCAAUGCAAAAAAAUUUACACGAUAUUGUUCAGGUUUCAGUAAACGAUAUAGUAUGGCGUAGCAGCAUAACACAAUCUUUAAAAAAUAUUCCAAGCGCUGGAUUCGUCAAAUCCUUAGCAUAUAGUUAUCGUAAAGCUUUAAAAACUUUUUCUGCGUAAAUCGGUCAUCUUACUUUCAUAUCCAUUGCCACUCUCUACUUGCUUUUAUUUGUAGGACAAAUGCAUUUUCAUCGCUUUUUAAUUAAGGCUUUAAAGUUGAUAAUUAGUGUGUAAAUAAGUAAAGUCUAUUU